Messenger RNA from Pieris napi, 3197 nucleotides. Its product is annotated as zinc finger protein 479-like. Lineage: Eukaryota; Metazoa; Arthropoda; Insecta; Lepidoptera; Pieridae. Gene Ontology annotation, molecular function: DNA-binding transcription factor activity, RNA polymerase II-specific; RNA polymerase II cis-regulatory region sequence-specific DNA binding. The transcript has 14 exons. The coding region runs from base 667 to 2691 and encodes 674 amino acids. Gene Ontology annotation, biological process: regulation of DNA-templated transcription. The record is from RefSeq and is a predicted model, not a curated record.
GCUGCUGCUAGUUGGCUGCGACAGCUAUAAUGCAAAUUGUGAAAUUUAAGCCAAGAACAAAGUAUUUGAAACAAAAUUUCAAUCAUUUUGAACAAAAACCUUUACGCUACAGCAUUGGCUGGAUGAUUUAUAUUUAUUGUUGUUUUAGUUUAAGAGUUGAAUCUCACUUUAUUUCUAAUGACUUCCAAUUAAUUUAAAUUUUUUGACUGUAUGUGGCGUCUGUAUAUUAUAUUCAAGAUGUCUUUACAAUUAACAGUAGUGUAUGUACUAUGUAGAAAGUCGAAAACUUAAUUUCUAUGAAAAUUACAGUUCGUAACGACAAAUAAUUUACACUUUUUAUUCAAAAUUUAAAUGUAUAUAGUCUUCCUCUAAGUAGUCUGUAGAAACUAUAUUGAAAGUCCUUGCAAAUAAAAAUAUUUAUUAAUUAAACCACUGCUUGUUAUCUGUAGUUCAUUUGUAAAUUAUUUUUUAAAAUAGUAAAAUUUGUGUGUUAUUAGUUAUAUUCAUCGUAAUUUUUAUAUCACGAGUGGAAACCUGUUAAAAAUAUCUUUUGUCUGUUGUGAAUCUUAUAAAUCACAAUACAUUGUUGUAAAUUGUGUUAAAUGUUACAGAAAGAAGUUUCAGCGUACAUUCAUUACUCUUCGUCGGCUAAAUGAAGAUAUUAUAAUGUUCCUGUGUCAAGAUAAAAGUAAAAAGAAAAGACUACAAAAGCCAAACAUAUUACGUAGAAAUCCCAAGACUUUUAAAUCAAUCAAUAAGGACCUUGAGUUAAUUAGAGAAAAGCAUGUCGACGCAAGUUUAUUGCUAGAAACUGACCCAAAAAAUGGGUCAAAAAAAGGCCACAAUAUGAAAACCUCCAGUGAAGUCAAUGAUGUCAAAAUUAAAAGCUUUGAUCUCUCAGAAGUAGAACCUAAACAAACUCGUUUGAUUCCUAUUCAUUCAGAUAUAACAGAUAUUCAGCCCUCGUUGAACAUUGACUCUUUUCUGAUUAGACAUUCCGAAGGGCAGAAUAUACCCUUUAAGAAAAAUAAACAAAAUGCUGAUAGCUCACAUGAUAAAGUGUGCUUGGCAUUUAUUGAUGGCAAUUGUAGGCAUCUGAAAGAAUUUUGUUCUUCAGAGAAGAUAAAUUUCAGCUCCAUUAUUCCGCAGACAUUUAACGAAAGGACAGAAACAGUCCAUUCAGAUGAACAAUUCAAUGAACAUAUGAGGUUUUCUAUUGAUGGCAUUUCCCAAAGUAGAACUAAAUACAAGUGUGAUGUGGGAGAUUGCGUAAAGGUGUUUUUAAGUGAAGAAAAGUUAUUGAAACAUAAGAAUACUCAUAAUAAAGUAUGCAGGAUUGCACGACCAAGUGUUUUUGAAUGUCCUGUUAAAAAUUCAAGUAAAUUAGAAGUAACCUGUCAAAAAGUGUUUUUAGUGAAAGAAGAGCUUAUUAAACAUAUAAAUGAAGACCACUCACUAGACGAUGCAGCAUUUAAAUGUGACGUUUGCGAGCGUCGUUUCUUUUGGGCAUCUGGCCUACGUGCGCACAAGCGUUCGCACGUUGAGCGUGCGUCUUUUGCGUGCCCUUGGCCAGAGUGUGGGCGUGUGUUCCGACACGCUUGUCGCCUGCGCGAACAUAGCCGAGCGCACACUGGCGCCAAACCCUACCAUUGCACUUACCCGAAUUGCGGCUGGUCGUUUCGCACCGCGAGCAAGCUACUACGUCACUCGCGGCGUCAUACAGGCGACCGUCGUCAUACGUGCGUGCAAUGCGGCCGAGCGUUUCUGCGGCGCGAACACUUGCGCGACCACGAGGCUAGGCAUCACACAUUAGAAGACACAUCUAUUGCAGUACAAGAUAAUGACACAUGUGACAUAAACCCAAAGCAACACAAACCAAUGAAGAAGUCUGAUAAAUCCACGGCAAAAGUAAAAAGAAAACAAAAUACAUGUAAUGCAGAGAGUGACCCAGAGCGUAUUUUAAAAAAAACUGGACAAAAAUUCAUGGUUGAACUUUGGGAAGGAAAUCAAAUUAAAUUGUUGGACGAACAGUCUGUUGCGUUACCCGACAUUAAUGAUAUGAGGAUGGUUAAUUCGGACGCCCCACCAAAGUCUGGGGAAGUGAAGGAUUCCCUCUUGGGUCCCGGAAGUUGUGAAGACUUUGUGACGUAUCCGGAGGAGGGGAAAGAUCUGGUGAUCAGUCACGGCGAUAGAGAGUUUGUGAUAACAACUACUGAGGAUUUCGUGAUUCAGGCCAGAGAAGAGGGAGAAGACUUAGUGAUUACAUCGCAAUUUGAAGGAGAAAGAGAUUUCGUGUUGACGUCCGGUCCUGAUGAUUUAGUAAUAACUGGGGAGGAGGUAAGGGAUGAUCAUGCGGCGCGUACGCAUUGCACGUGGCCUUUGCGGAAGGCGGACUAUAAUUCCGAUGAUUAUGUCCUAGAAGAUGAUGUUCAGGUAGAGCAGUUAGAAGGAUCAGAGAGUAAUGUGUUCACUGUGCGAAGCGAUCUUUUCCUUCAUGGCAGUGUCUUCCACAAUGAUGAUAGCGAACAGAUGUGCAGUGCAGUACGUGCAAGUGUGUCCGAGCGUGUUCUGGAUUCAGAACUCAUGUUGGACGCACCUUCCGUGCAUCUUGCGCAGGAGGAGCUAUAUACAGAUGCAGUGGACGAGUCUUCCUUCAGAGUUUUGCUUUUAAGUGGUGAAGAACUCACAUGAGAGCUUUUAAUACUAAAAUUCGUAUCUAUUAUUAAGAAUAAGUUUACAUGUAUGGAACUAAAGCUAGAUUUUAAAAACCAAUACUUUCAUCUAGUUCAUUGAGGUUCAGGAUGCGAUAGAGAUGCCAAAUAGUCAACAUUACUUGAUAUUAAUACCUAAUAAGGGCUAACUUCGCGAGAGGUACUAUCUAAUGUCGGGGGCAAUCUUGCAAAAAAUUACCGAAGUUAUAAUUCUCAUAUCGACUUUUUCUCUCAAUAAUGUUAGCUGACUCACGUCCCAGUGACCGUGCCCUUACUCUUUUACUUUGAGUAAUGAAGUUAAACUUUCGUAAAAUUCAAAAUCGGCAUUGUGGGUCUGUGGUUUUUGCAACAAUUGGAAAAAGACGCUGAUAGUUAAGCAUACAGAUGGCCCUUUUUUAAUUUAAUAAUUUUCUCCAAAAAUAACAAAUAACGCUAGGAAAUGGUCGGUGGUAGAAAAAUUAUUAAGAGUAACAUGUGAAGGUGUUU